Messenger RNA from Osmia lignaria (orchard mason bee), 2795 nucleotides. It is a transcript of the gene Rnb, whose product is annotated as BTB/POZ domain-containing protein Rnb. Lineage: Eukaryota; Metazoa; Arthropoda; Insecta; Hymenoptera; Megachilidae. The record is from RefSeq and is a predicted model, not a curated record. Gene Ontology annotation, cellular component: cytosol. Gene Ontology annotation, biological process: anatomical structure morphogenesis. Gene Ontology annotation, molecular function: protein binding.
AAUAGACAUUUAUGUAUGUUUUAUUUGUACAAAAUUAUUAAUUAUUACAUUUUUUUUAAUAUCAUACUUUUGUCAGCUACUGUACGGGUAUAGCUGUCAAUCUCGACGACAACACAAUUUAGAGGUUAUGUUACUUUUAAAAAAUUAAUGGAUUUUUAGUAAUUUUUCCAUUUAUUUACAAAAAUGUCGACUGUAAACGAGAAACAAGAAGGUUCUUUAGUACCUGAGUUAUUAAAACAUAUGAAAUCAGGUUCUAAAAGUGGAAUAUCAUCAUGUCUAGAACGACUUAAAAAUGAACCGAAUUGCUAUAAGCAAUUUACAAGAGAUGCAGGACUAGGCAUUUUAGUAAAUUUACUUCGUUUUCAUAAUUUAAGAAUAUUGAACAUGACUCUGAGUAUUCUGGCAAAUGCAUGUAUCAAUUCAGAUGCAAGAGAAAAGGUCAAAGGAUCUAAAAUAGCAACUCGUGUAGUCUCUAUAAUUAAACAUAUCAAGCUAGAAAAUGCUCUACACUGCCGUGCGUGUAGAUUAAUUGGAAAUUUGUCAGAAUGUAAUUGGCAUGCCAAAUCACUGUGCGAAGCUGGCGUAGUUCAAGCUUUAGUCACUCUUUUAAAAUUGGAUACAAAUAUGCAAACCUAUUUAAUGGGUGUUAGAGCUAUAAGGAAUAUUUGGAGUAUGCACGAAGGUAGUAGAGAAGAAAUCAUUGAAUCUGGAGUAAUAUUUAGAAUCACAGGUUUAUUAGUGUUGGCAAAAGAAAAGUUGGAAAGAAAUCCUAAAUAUUUGGAAUUGAUUGAAACCUGUUUAAAAGCUAUGUGUGCUUUUCUGGUUACAGUGGAUCCUUGUGUUAGGGAACAAAUGAGAGGAGAAAAAGAUGUACAAGGGUACAAAUGCAUUGUACAAUGUUGCGAUAUGAAUAAUAAAAUGGCGAUUAAGUGUCUAUACAAUCUCUGUCAAGUGGCAGAAUGUCGUCCUAUUCUGGGAAAUUUUGGUGCUGUUGAAAGUCUUAUUGCUCUUGUAAGAGAUCAUUCAGAACUGUCUAAAGAAACACUAGUCAGUUUAUGCCUGUUUUGUAGAGAAGCUGUAAAUAGAGCAAAAAUUAGAAUAGGAUCUGGUUUAGAAUUAAUGUUAUCUUUAUUAAAAGAUCCUGACAAUGAAAAGUACCACCCAAUGUUAUUACAUGCACUAACACAAUUUGUUUACGAUGAUCUAAGUAUUGCAAUAAUGGUGAAAAAUGGUUUACUUGACAUUUUAGUUACCAGGUUGAAAAAAAUGGUAAUUGAAACAAUAGACGAAGAGGAGAUUAAUGUUUCAAGAAAAAGAAGUAAUGAUUCUCCUCCAAGUAAACAGUCAGAGUUCAAGUUUAACAAGACUAGUGCAGGACGGUUUAGUUUAGAUUACUAUCGCGAUGAUUGGAGUCCAGGCAGUGCUUCCAGUGUUUCUUUUUCACCUCCUAGUACACCACCAUUACCAUUUUAUGACUCAAUAGAAAAUGAUGAAAACACCGAAGAUAACUACAGUCCCGUUUGUAGUGAUAUCGAGCUUAUGGAUAACGAAGAUGAGCCACAAGAAGAGGUAGAAUCGCUAAAGAGCUGUAAAUCGAUAACUAUAAAUAUAGAAGUAUCCCAAGAUUUGGAUAAAGGAAACAAAUCAAACGAUUGUGAUUAUACAAACGACUGGACGUUAGUGCUACUAAGUCGACUGAGUCAUUCAAAUGACCCGAUCGACAAAUUAGCAGAUCCUACGAUCAUUGAAGCUCUGUCAACUUAUAUUAAGUGUGCCAAAAAUCAAAGAGCAUCUAGAAUUUUAACCAGAAUUACAAGGAAUGGAGCAUAUUUAAUUCCAUUAUUAAAACAGGGUUUUGUUUUUGAAGCUCAGACACUGUACGGUUCAGAACAUUAUACAAGACAAUUAUGUGCGCUAGCAGAAACCGGCGGAGCAAUAGGUGAACUUACAUCUAUAUUGCUACGCGGAGAAGAAGCACAUAAAUUAGUUAUCGCAGUAUCGAUACCAUUCCUAAUUAGAUCACGGUACAUUCUAAAAUCUUUACUAAAUAAUUACGGUGGUUUACGAUUAAUAUUUCACGUCCUUUCCGAUCAACAACACAGUCUUUAUGAGAAUGCUAUUUGGUCGAUCUGUCAAUUAGCGAGCACCUUAGAAAUUCAACCUGACAUAGUAGAAAAGUGUCAAAUUACAGACACUACUUCGACCGAUUUUCCACGAGUGUACGACAAUCAUCCGAAACCUGCGACAGUUACAUUCGAAUUGGACGACGGUACAACUGUCGAUGCCUGCAGACAAACUCUGUGUCAGAAAUCCGACGCUUUCUCUGCUAUGCUCGAGGGAAACUUUUCUGAAUCAGGGAAGAAACGUGUUAAGCUACGAAACACGUCAAAGGAAAGCCUCAACACAUUAUUACUUGCUGCAAAUGGAGCAACUUUUGAAAAUAGAACCAUAGAAUCUUUACUGGACGCUGUGCUAUUAGCUGAUAAAUUUUUAAUGGCUGAUAUAUCAGAAAUCUUAACGGAGAGUUCCAUAUCUAGAUUGAAUUACAAAAAUUUUAGCAGAGCUUGGAACUGGGCCCGAUUAAAUUCUUGCCAUGAAUUAAAGUCCUGUUGCGUGAAGAGCUUUCUUACUGCUUCUAUGACUAAGUCUGAAAGAGUUCAAGCAUUUCAUGGUUUUUCUACCACUGGAAGUUUUCAUGAAUUUUUGGACGAAGUAAGAGAGAUCAUUAAUAACGUUCUGUGCCAACGUUAAUGAUAUAUAUAUAUAUAUAUAUAUAUAUAAUUGUGAUAUUUAAU